AUGAGCUACACGUUGGACUCGUUGGGCAACCCGUCCGCCUACCGGCGGGUCACCGAAACCCGCUCCAGCUUCAGUCGCCUGAGCGGCUCCCCGUCCAGCGGCUUCCGCUCGCAGUCGUGGUCCCGCGGCUCACCAAGCACCGUGUCCUCCUCGUACAAGCGCAGCGCGCUUGCCCCGCGCCUCGCCUACAGCUCGGCCAUGCUCAGCUCGGCCGAGAGCAGCCUCGACUUCAGCCAGUCCUCGUCCCUGCUCAACGGCGGCUCCGGACCCAGCGGCGACUUCAAGCUGGCCCGCUCCAACGAGAAGGAGCAGUUGCAGGGGCUGAACGACCGCUUCGCGGGCUACAUCGAGAAGGUGCACUACUUAGAACAACAGAACAAGGAAAUAGAGGCAGAGAUCCAUGCACUGCGGCAAAAGCAGGCCUCGCACGCCCAACUGGGCGACGCCUACGACCAGGAGAUCCGAGAGCUAAGGGCCACGCUCGAGAUGGUGAACCACGAGAAGGCGCAGGUACAGCUGGACUCCGACCACCUGGAGGAAGACAUCCACCGGCUCAAGGAGCGCUUCGAGGAGGAGGCGCGCCUGCGCGACGACACCGAGGCGGCCAUCCGCGCGCUGCGCAAAGACAUCGAGGAGUCGUCGCUGGUCAAGGUAGAGCUAGACAAGAAGGUUCAGUCCCUGCAGGAUGAGGUGGCCUUCCUGCGGAGCAAUCACGAAGAGGAGGUGGCCGACCUGCUGGCUCAGAUCCAGGCGUCGCACAUCACCGUGGAGCGCAAAGACUACCUGAAGACAGACAUCUCAUCAGCGCUCAAGGAGAUCCGCUCCCAACUUGAGUGCCACUCAGAUCAGAACAUGCACCAGGCGGAAGAAUGGUUUAAGUGCCGCUACGCCAAGCUCACCGAGGCGGCGGAGCAGAACAAGGAGGCCAUCCGUUCUGCCAAGGAGGAGAUCGCUGAGUACCGGCGUCAGCUACAGUCCAAGAGCAUUGAGCUCGAGUCGGUGCGCGGCACCAAGGAGUCGCUGGAGAGGCAGCUCAGCGACAUCGAGGAGCGCCACAACCACGACCUCAGCAGCUACCAGGAUACCAUCCAGCAAUUGGAAAAUGAGCUUCGGGGCACAAAGUGGGAAAUGGCUCGUCAUUUGCGAGAGUACCAGGAUCUCCUCAAUGUCAAGAUGGCUCUGGAUAUCGAGAUCGCUGCAUACAGAAAACUCCUGGAGGGUGAAGAGACAAGAUUUAGUACAUUUUCCGGCAGCAUUACGGGCCCUCUGUAUACACACCGACAGCCUUCAGUCACAAUCUCUAGUAAGAUUCAGAAAACCAAAGUAGAGGCUCCCAAGCUAAAGGUCCAACACAAAUUCGUUGAGGAGAUCAUAGAGGAAACCAAAGUGGAGGAUGAGAAGUCUGAAAUGGAAGACGCCUUGACAGCCAUUGCAGAAGAAUUAGCCGUUUCCAUGAAAGAGGAGGCGAAGGAGGAAGAGGAAGAGGCAGAAAAGGAAGAGGAACAAGAAGCCGAGGAAGAAGCUGUAGAGACCAAAAAGUCCCCCGUGAAAGCUACCGCUCCAGAAAUCGCAGGAGAGGAAGAAGGCAAAAAGGAGGAGGAGGAAGAAGAAGGACAAGAGGAGGAGGAAGAAGAAGAUGAAGGGGCCAAGUCAGACCAAGCUGAAGAAGGAGGCUCUGAAAAGGAAGGGUCCAGUGAAAAGGAGGAAGGCGAGCAGGAGGAAGGAGAAACAGAGGCUGAAGGUGAAGGAGAGGAGGAUGCAGCUAAAGAAGAAAAGAAACCCGAGGAAAAGGGUGAAGAAGUGGCCGCCAAAGAGGAACUGGUUCCAGAAGGCAAGGUGGCCAAGCCAGAGAAAGCCAAAUCGCCGGUGCCCAAAUCUCCCGUGGAAGAGGUGAAACCCAAAGCAGAAGCUGAAGCUGCAGCUGGAAAAGGUGAGCAGAAAGAGGAAGAAGUGAAAGCGAAGGAAGAAAAGAAAGAAGCAAAGGAAUCUCCCAAGGAAGAGAAAGUAGAGAAAAAAGAGGAGAAACCCAAAGAAGUGCCCGAGAAGAAGAAGGCUGAGUCCCCAGUAAAGGAGGACGCUGUGGAGGAGGUGGUCACGGUGACCAAAUCCGUCAAGGUGAGCUUGGAGAAAGACACCAAAGAGAAGGUGGAGCCCAAGGAGAAGGGCAAAGUGGAAGAGGAAGGUGGGAGCGAGGAGGAAGGGAGUGACAAGGGGUCCAAGGAAUCCACCAAGGAAGACAUAGCUAUCAAUGGGGAGGUGGAAGGAAAAGGCGAGGAGGAGCAGGAGACCAAGGAGAAGGGCAGCGGGAGAGACGAGGAGAAAGGGGUGGUCACCAAUGGCUUAGACUUGAGCCCGGCUGACGAGAAGAAGGGGGGUGAGGAGAAAGUGGUGGUGACCAAAAAGGUGGAAACAGUCACCAGUGAGGGAGGAGAUGGUGCUACCAAAUACAUCACAAAGUCUGUAACCGUCACCCAAAAGGUGGAAGAGCAUGAAGAGACCUUCGAGGAGAAACUAGUGUCCACUAAGAAGGUAGAGAAGGUCACCUCACACGCCAUAGUAAAGGAAGUCACCCAGAGUGACUAA
This is a messenger RNA of Elephantulus edwardii (Cape elephant shrew), 2583 nucleotides long. RefSeq names its product neurofilament, medium polypeptide (gene NEFM). The coding region runs from base 1 to 2583 and encodes 860 amino acids. NCBI's taxonomy places the organism in Eukaryota, Metazoa, Chordata, Mammalia, Macroscelidea, Macroscelididae. The record is from RefSeq and is a predicted model, not a curated record. Gene Ontology annotation, molecular function: structural constituent of cytoskeleton. The transcript has 3 exons. Gene Ontology annotation, cellular component: cytoplasm; postsynaptic intermediate filament cytoskeleton; axon. Gene Ontology annotation, biological process: neurofilament bundle assembly.